This is a messenger RNA of Plasmodium fragile, 1890 nucleotides long. RefSeq lists its product as uncharacterized. Gene Ontology annotation, cellular component: nucleus. NCBI's taxonomy places the organism in Eukaryota, Apicomplexa, Aconoidasida, Haemosporida, Plasmodiidae. Bases 1 to 1890 code for a protein of 629 amino acids. The record is from RefSeq and is a predicted model, not a curated record. Gene Ontology annotation, biological process: regulation of DNA-templated transcription. Gene Ontology annotation, molecular function: zinc ion binding. The transcript is spliced from 3 exons.
AUGGAUGAAAAAGAUAAGUACGCAAAUCAUAUAAGGAGGAAAAUAAUAAAAUUUUUUAACCUGAAAAAUGAAGAACUCGAUCCUAGUUAUAUUAAGUCUAUCCUAAACUGUAAGUCGUAUGACUUGUAUGGAUCCAUUUACCUCCUCAAUGAAUCGUUUUACGAAAAUGGAAGAAAUGAAAAGGUGUCCCUCAGCGCUGUGAAGAAGUUUACCCUAGAUUUGGUAGAAGACAAGAAGAAGUUUAUAUCCUCUGGUGAGGACGAUUCGGUUGUUGGUGGGGCAACACAGGGGGGCCUCUCAUCAUACGGGCAGACUACCAACCAUGGUGCUAUCGCAAGUGAUGGGUUACCCAAAAAUGUGGUGAAAGGGAAAACCAUCAACAGUUACUUCGAGGAGGUUUUUAAGAGGGAAGAUGUACAGCCCAGUCAGGAUAAAAAUGGAAAGGUCCUCCCCAAUAGGGGGGGUCCUGGGAAGGUAAAAAAGGUCGGACAAAUGGAAGCAGACCAAAAUAAGUAUCCUCCGAGGCGAAGCACAAACGAUACUGCCUCCCGUGCUACCACCCAUGAUACCACCCGUGGUGCAGGUGAGAAUCCCCUCGAUGCGGCAGUAAGACUCGCAAACGAGACAGGAACAGGAAAAGAACCGAAGAAAGUGAAUAAAGAGAAAAACAGCAAAGUGGGGGGUCACUCCCCGAAUGUUGAUAAGCCAAAUGGGGUAACCCCACAAAAACAAGAAUCACAAAAGGGAAAAGGGAAAGAAACAAAAGGAAAGGAAGCACAAGGGAGGACUGCAACAAAAUUACAAAGCAUGGAGCAUGCGCAUAAAGACGAUCACACACAGUUAGCGGAUGACCAAACAAAGUCCAAGAUGAACUCGAAGGGGAAGGCCGAAAAUAACUACUUCGAAUUCUUCAACAUGAAAGAAAAUUCCUACUCAUUAAAGACGGUUAUAAAUUUCAUCGAAAAUGAAGAAGCCAAAGGUGAUGAGCAGAAUGAGUACGAAAAGGAGGAACAGAAAAAAGAAAAAAAAAAAAAAAAAAACACUCACAUUUGUACAUGUAAUGGGAGCAACCAUCAAAUAUAUUCCAACUGUUUAAUAUGUGGGAAAAUUUACUGCGCGAAAAUAAAAUACAGACAAUGCCUGUGUUGUGGAAACCCCUUGUACGAUUCGUCUCUGAUUAACAAGCUGUUUACACCGACAGAGGAGGAUGGGGAAAAUUCACACAAGAAGAUGCUUGCAACGAUGAAAAACUCCAACCCCUUUCUGUACAAACACUACUUCGAUCCUAGUAAUGCCUUUCUCAAAAAAGCCUUCAACCUGAGGGAUAAAAUGCUGAGAAAUUCAGCCAACGAAGAACACACAAAAAUAAUAGACGAUAGCAUUGAUUGGUUCGAGGAUGAUAUAAAAAAGGAAUUUGACAACCCUGAUGUACAUUUCUCCAAUUACGAUGAUGAAAUAAAAAAUGAAAUAAUAGAUAAGUACUACGAAAUAUUUGGGAAGAAGUGUGGUGACAUAAACAUCGACAUCGAUCUCGUGAGUAUGAAAAUAACGGAGAACAAAGACCACGCGAAAAUUAAAGAGUUCAAUGAUUACCUCAACGAACGAGAAAAUGAAUACCGGAAUGAGAUGGCACUGAAGAAGGCAAAUGAUAUUAACGCAAGCAACGUCCAUAAUUACUUGGCCAAUAAAGAAAGAAAAAAUUUGAAUUACAUAAAAGAUUUACGUAAGUUAUUUUUUCGGGACACCUCUACUAAUGCUGUUGCCGCGGAUACCGUAGCGCCAUCUACAGAGCAGCAGAAAAAAACAAUUGUACAAAUCAGGAAGGCAAGUAAGAAAUACAAAUGCCAUGUGCUGGGCGAAAGCGACGAGGAGUAUGAACAUGUGGAGUGA